This is a messenger RNA of Porites lobata, 2030 nucleotides long. Lineage: Eukaryota; Metazoa; Cnidaria; Anthozoa; Scleractinia; Poritidae. The record is from the annotation of a GenBank genome assembly.
CUGUGCAGUGCUGAUUCUUUGCCUUACUACUGGCCAUGCAAUGCCUCAAAUAGCAGGAUCACUUUGUAAUUCAACGAGUCUUCAUGACACUCUCUGUGCGCCAUUGCGCAUUGGUAAGAAAAAAUACUUUAGACAAACGUUUCGUCGCUGCUUAAUACCCCUACGUCCCCCGGCCCCUUCAUACCCCCAUCGUAAUACAAGGAGGGAAAGGCUGUACCCCCCUCCCCUAGCGUUUUCGUUAAGUUACCAUAGUUUCUAACCAUAAUAGAUAGCCUGUUAUGUCGCCUACAAGAUGAUGUUAAUCUUAUAGGAUAUAUAUGCAAAUGAGACUACUGGGGGCCAGUCACGUAAUCCAACAUGACGGAAUUUUUAGAUCUUUGACUUUUUCCACUAUAUGUUUUGUUUUUUCCUUCGAAAUUUUAAACUUUUACUCAGAAAAUACAUUUUAAUAUUUAACAGUUUAGCACGUAAAAGUUUCUUUAAUGCAUCGUUAGUUUGCUUAAAAACUACUUCGGGGCUUAAAAUAGGUUUCUUUAAGCUUAAUUAAGUUGUGAUACAUUUAAAAUUCAACACCACACCUUACUUGCCAUUCAAUAUCUUCUCCAUGUAUGGGCAGAUUUUCACUACAUUCACAGCAAAUAUGCCUCAAAGAUAACAGCAACUGAAAAUCGACAAGUGCCUAAGUACUGUCAUCUAGAUAAAACCCGACAGGGGGCGAUGUAGGCUUUUAUAGAUUGGGCUAGCAUAAUGUUUAGCAUAAUUUGAGAAAACUGGCAAAUUUUUUUAAGACUUAGCAUUGCUAGCAUAAUUCGCAUAUUUUGAUAAUUGUCGGAACAUUUAUGGGUUUCGACAGGCACAUUGAUUCCCAACCCUAACUGUACGCUGACGUUGUUCGAUGGUUUAGCGGUAUUUGUAGUUUACUGAGCCCGGUGCACGGGAACCGGAAAUCACCUGGCAAACCAUGUCUGUCCUAUAGCUAAUACCUCUCAUAGGUAUUAUGCUAUGCCAGCCGAUUUGAGCGAAAACUUACAGCUCUCUCAGAGAAAUGACGGGCCAGAACCAGCCACAAUUGCCAGAGACCGUUAUAUACCAUAGCUAACAAGAAUAAACGAUUUCUGAUUAAAGAAAAUGUAUUUUUGGACUUAUUUGCCAUGGUUUUUGAAGAACACAAUUAAAAAAAAAGUAUCAUAAUUUGAAAAAACGAGCAUGAUAUUAGCAUAAUUUGGCCAAAACAACAGCAGUGCGACUGGCAUAAUAUGCUACUUUUACUAGCACCAUCUAUGAAAGUCUAGUGUGGUGGCGUCCAUCUCUCCCCCUCCCCCUCUCAUGUAUGUCCCAGGAUUGUUUGGCACAUAAGCCAUCCGAAAUUUGACUCUCCACUUUAAUCGAAACCAGCGCGGCAUGGCGCUGCUUCGUUUCGUUACAGAAAUCACCGUUCUGAACAGAAGCCCUCUCCGGUAUGGUUUUUCAUGCCCGUGCAAGGGCUUUCCUGUACAGUGUGAAUAUAGAAUUAGUUGAGUCACCCCAUUCAUUCGCUCAAAUACGUCGGGUUGUUGGCAAGUCAAGACAGAAAGUGAUAAGACAGUGAAAAGUUUUGUUUUCUUCUUUGUUACCUUAGUGUUGCGUGCCAAAGUAUUGCCACUACAGCUAUGGUCGCCCAACAAGAACGGCAUUUAUAGGCUGGAAGUUAGUCAGAUUUUCUCUGCCCCAAAUCAAGGAGUAUCCUCUAUCCCUUGGCCUUACGUUUUUCUUCAAACGCCUUCACCUGCUAUUGCCACCAGGUUGAAUAAGACGCUGGAGCUAGGUGUUGAGUACGUGCUGACCGGUGUUAUCGAUCAAACCGGUAAAGUGAUGAGGAUGAAUAUGUGCUACUGGCACAAAAAAUGGAAGGACAUGUCAACAGACGACAAGAAAGAGUUAUUAGACAAGUCUUGCAACAAAGACAGUGACAAUGAGAACUUACCUUGACAUCGUUUGUGACAGAAAAGUAGAAUUUAGGCAAAUUCGUAGCGGCUGAAGAAAAGAAGUGA